Fulmarus glacialis (Northern fulmar) is the source of this 1050-nucleotide messenger RNA. RefSeq names its product transcription factor IIIA-like. Lineage: Eukaryota; Metazoa; Chordata; Aves; Procellariiformes; Procellariidae. Gene Ontology annotation, cellular component: nucleus. The transcript is spliced from 8 exons. The record is from RefSeq and is a predicted model, not a curated record. The coding region runs from base 1 to 1050 and encodes 349 amino acids.
AUGGGGCAGCCUGCGUGGGGCACCCAGACACACCGCGGGGGGCUGCGUGGGUUGUGUCUGAAAUACCGCCGCGGAGGCAUCCUGCUGGAGGCAGCCCCCGGGAAACGGCCGAGCCCUGAGGUGUGGCUUGUCAUCGCUGAACAGCCCGCUCUCUUUCAGAAGCCGUACGUGUGCGAUUACGAAGGCUGCGGUAAAGGUUUCACGAGAGAGUUCCACCGCGCUCGACACCUUCUUACGCACACUGGGGAAAAGCCGUUCGAGUGCACAGCUGAUGGAUGCAAUCAGAAAUUUGGAACAAAGUCAAACUUAAGGAAGCAUAUCGAGCGCAAGCAUGAAAAUCAGCAAAAGCAAUAUGUGUGCGACUUUGAAGGCUGUAACAAGUCUUUCAGGAAACAUCAACAACUUAAAGUUCAUCAGUGUCACCACACCAAUGAACCUCCCUUCAAAUGUAAUAAUGAAGGAUGUGGAAAGUACUUUUCUACUCCAAGUCGACUAAAGCGGCAUGAGAAGAUACAUGAAGGCUAUGCAUGCAAGAAAGAAAACUGCUCAUAUACUGCAAAAACCUGGACAGAGCUUCUGAAACAUAACAAAGAAAGUCAUACAGAGCCGAUAGUUUGCAGUGAGUGUUACAAAACUUUUAAAAGGAAAGAUUACCUCAAGCAGCAUCAAAAAACACAUGCUGUGCAGAGGGAAGUCUGCCGAUGCCCAAGAGAAGGAUGUGGAAGAACUUACACAACUGUAUUUAACCUUCAAAGCCAUAUCCUCUCUUUUCAUGAGGAGAAAAAACCAUUCUCUUGUGAUUAUCCAGGGUGUGGAAGAGUGUUUGCAAUGAAGCAGAGCUUGGCAAGGCACACAGUUGUACACGAUCCUGAAAAGAGAAAGCUGAACUUGAAACGUUCUCGUCCUAAGAGGAGCUUAGCCUCUCGUCUGAGCGGCUACAUUCCUCCUAAAACGCAGCCAGGAAAGGAUGCAGUUGUGACAGAAAGCAAGACAAUGGAUAAGCCCAUGGAAAACGAAAUACCAACUGUUGAAAUUCUGACUCUGCAGUAG